Molecule: messenger RNA, 1662 nt
Organism: Neohortaea acidophila
Lineage: Eukaryota; Fungi; Ascomycota; Dothideomycetes; Mycosphaerellales; Teratosphaeriaceae
Product: GWT1-domain-containing protein
Exons: 2
Coding region: 1-1662 (553 amino acids)
Biological process (GO): protein localization to plasma membrane; GPI anchor biosynthetic process
Cellular component (GO): endoplasmic reticulum; membrane
Molecular function (GO): glucosaminyl-phosphatidylinositol O-acyltransferase activity
Source: RefSeq, a predicted model, not a curated record
AUGGAUCCCGAAUACAAGGCUGCCAAGGAGGCGUCGGUGUCGCUGUUGGGAGGUGGAGGAAUGUGGGAGAUCAAUUUUGUCACUUCCGUCGCCCCUGUUGCAGUCCUCUUAUGGACCUUUCUCCAAACCCGCCAGAGCUUCUUCACCCCCUACACCGUGCCGGCAGCCUUGACGGAUUUCCUGCUGAAUUGCUGCACCAUCCUCUUCGCCACCACCAUGUACUCUUCCGCGCCCCAGGUCUUACUUGGUCUUCUCGUUCUCCCCGUCGUCGCCACGCUCCUACAGCCCAAAGCUGCUUCAGAACAAAGUAGCAAGCCAAAGGCGAAGACCGACGCAAAUGGUAAACCCGCCGAGGCCACCGCCGAUGAGCUCACCCCAGAUGAUCAGGACCCCCUUCCCAUCAAACCCUUCAUCACCACCUACCGCGGUGCAAUGAUGGUCAUUACAUGUAUCAGCAUCCUUGCCGUCGACUUUCCCGUUUUUCCUCGACGCUUCGCCAAGACGGAGAGCUUCGGCACGUCUCUGAUGGACCUGGGUGUUGGAUCUUUUGUCUUUGCCGCAGGCACCGUGGCAGCUCGUCAGCAACUCAAGGAGAAAGUCACUGGAAUCUCCUCAUUCGUCGCGCGCUUCAAAACCGCCAUGCGCCACUCUCUGCCGCUCAUCAUUCUCGGUCUCGCUCGUCUCUACACGGUGAAAGGCCUCGACUACCCCGAGCAUGUCAGCGAGUACGGCGUGCACUGGAACUUCUUCUUCACCCUCGCUCUGCUCCCACCCGCCAUCGCAAUCCUCCUACCCAUCCUGCGCUUCAGCCCAGCAUACGGCCUCGUGGCUCUCAUAAUCGGCAUUUGCUACGAGACUGCCCUGACCCCCGACAUGAAAUCCUACCUCAUCCUCGCCCCGCGCCACCCAGACGACUGGCUGUCCCAGAAUCGCGAAGGCGUCUACUCCUUCAUCGGCUACCUCGCAAUCUUCAUCGCAGGCAUGGGCAUCGGCACGGGCAUCCUCCCCCGCGACCCAGAAUGGGGCCUCGUCAUCCCCGUCCGCCGCUCCGACAAAAAAGACAAGAAAGAAAACGAUGACCCCCUAGACGAGGAUGCGGAAUGGCUCGCCUCAGUUCUCGACCAUUCAGCACCAGACGCAGCCGGCGCCGCCAGCACUACCACCGCCAAACCCGCGGAAGAAGAAGAAAACCCCUUCAAAUUCGAAUACCCCCAGGGCGCCUUCUUCUUCCUGCUCAAAUGGUCCUUCAUCUGGUUCAUCCUGACCGUCUGGCUCGUCUGGACCUACGGCCCGCAACUCUUCGUCUCCCGCCGCAUGGCCAACCUGCCCUACGUAGCCUGGGUCUCCGCCUUCAACACCACGCAGCUCUUCGCCUUUUGCAUCAUCGAGUGGCUCAUGUUUCCCGAUUUGUACAAAGCGCCCGACAGGCAGACGGAGGCCCGCCGCAUCCAAAAUGCCACGAGCAAGGUUCUGCAUGCGUUUAAUCGCAAUGGGCUCGCGCUGUUCUUGCUGGCGAAUUUGUUGACCGGCGGGAUCAACAUGAGUGUCAAGACGCUUUAUAUGGAUGAUAUCAGUGCCAUGGUGGUGUUGGUGGGGUAUAUUGGGGUGCUUUGCGCGACGGCGCUGAUGUUGGAUCAUUACGAUAUCUCGAUCAAGCUGUAA